Messenger RNA from Ceratitis capitata (Mediterranean fruit fly), 4984 nucleotides. RefSeq names its product UPF0518 protein GJ17503. Lineage: Eukaryota; Metazoa; Arthropoda; Insecta; Diptera; Tephritidae. Bases 619 to 3849 code for a protein of 1076 amino acids. The transcript is spliced from 8 exons. The record is from RefSeq and is a predicted model, not a curated record.
ACUUAAUUUGUUAAAUUUAUACAUCACUAAUGAGAAUUUAUCAGUCAAUCCAAUUGUGAAUUAUAAUUUUAGUCACGGACUUUCUUUUUCCUCUAUUCGGAUGGCUGAUUAAUUUUUAUUCCUCGUUGGAGAACUUGUGACCCCUUUCGGCAAUGUACAAUAAUCUAAAUUUUCCUCAGUAAAAAAAGCAAUAAAAAUUUGUUAUGUUGCUGUGGGAAAAACAACACUAGUGCGAAUAAUAAAGGUGGAGUAUUUUGAUGCAUCAAGAGAGGCUGGUGGAGCAAAGUGUAAACUUGUGUGCGCUGCUACUUGAAGCAAUAAUAAAAUAUACCCAUAAUUUUUACGCACAAAUAUCAGUAAUGGCACUGUAAAUAGACGCCAAAAUAAGGUAUAUUGGCCUUUUUGGGCACUGGCCACAUCAGCGUUGAGAUUCACAAAUACUUUUCAAGUGUAUAUAACGUUAUACUUUUAAAAAUCGUAAAAGAGCAAAUUUGGAAAUACAAUUGUCACUAAAGUAUUGAUAAGAAAUCCUUUCUGAGGCUACGUUGAUAUCUUAAGCCAAUAACGACAAGCAGAACAACUGCGUUUCAUUAUCUUUAAGUUAUACAUAGAAACUAAAUGAGCUGGCUACGAACUAGCCCGCUGCGGCAGAGUUUAACACGCAGCAGCGGAAACAGCGCAUCGUUUCUUGCAAUAACAAAUGGAAGUAAUGGUGCGAGUGGCAGCGGUACAUCAGCAGCCUUCAAACAACGACCAAUCGAUGCAGCAACGGACUGUGAUCCACGAGCUUGUUAUGACAGCUUUUGUAAACAUUGGCAACAGGCCUAUGAGAUCAUACAACGUUCACAACCACCAGACCGACCACCGUCACAUGAUGAUGUGCUGGGUGUUGUGUCGCAUCUAGACUUUAUGGUUACACUACUUUUAGUGGAACUACAUCAUUGUAACAAAGUAGCGCUACCAAGCACAGAUGCCGCGCCGCCGCCAGCGCCAUGUCUGGAAUACUUACUCAGUGAAAACCUGCUGGAUAAAUUAUAUGAAUGGGGCUGCACAACAGGGCGUUACGCCAAUGCCGUACGUUUAGAACAAUUAAAACUGUACGAAUUACUAGUUAGCCACUCGCGACAUCAACUACUUUGUCACGAGCCCUUUUUAAGACCGCUUUUGAAGAUACUUGCAUCAAGCCAAGGAGAGAUCUUUCCACCAGAUUUGGAAAAGCGUUUAGUUAUACUGCUCAAUCAACUGUGCGUCGUGUUAAUGCAGAAUGUGCAUUUGCUUGAUCUGUUUUUCUUCUCGUCGGCACGGGAGCAGCACAGUGGCACCAACUUUAUAAUAUUCUCGCUACUCAUACCUUACGUUCAUCGUGAGGGUAGCAUUGGACAUCAAGCAAGAGAUGCCCUAUUACUAUGUAUGUCACUGUCACAAAAGAAUUCAAAUGUUGGUACCUAUAUUGCACAGUAUUCAUCAAUGUGCCCUCUUCUGGUGACUGGCCUGGGUGGUUUGUAUUCGCGUCUGCCUAACUCCAUCGAGAUUACAUCAAUUGAUUGGCAUCGUAUAACGCCUGAUGACGUUACGGAAAUACCAGAAUUGACGUUAUUUAUGAAUGCACUGGAGUUCUGCAAUGCUGUGGUGCAGGUGGCGCACGAAAUGAUUAAAAGUCAAUUGUUAGACUUUUUAUAUCAGGGCUUUAUUGUGCCGGUAUUGGGUCCGGCAAUAUUACAGACAUUGAAAGGCAAACAUUUCCAGACAAACGUUGAAUCACAAAUAUCGGCAAUGUCCUAUUUGGAUUUAAUAUUGAGGUCAGUAACUGAGCCCGGUUUGGUGCGAGCCUUUGUAAAAUUUCUAUUGGACACCGAAAAAUUCGAUGGCGAGCGUAUAUUGGACACAUUAAUCGAUCGUUUAGCCUCCACAGAUGCGAAUUUGUGUAUGGUAACAAUGGCGCUGUUCGACACAUUGAUCUCUUUACACUGUGAAGACCUUAUGUUGGAACUUCUACUAAAGUACAUAUUGCCGGGCAAGCAUGUGCCUAUUUCGCAUCGGCACAAGAUAAACAAAAUCGAUCCAUAUAUAAAUGCCGUCGAAUUCUUUCUCGAUCUUACCCCCGAAGUAAUGAAACGCGCAAGAGAAUUAACGAAGCACAAAUCUAUUGGUGAUACUGUAUCCACAUUACCGCCACACACAAACCUGCCUUCACCCACAUCGACAAUGAGUAAAACAAUUGGUGCCAAUUGGAACUACUACGGUUUGCACACAGGCACCAGUCUAUAUGCCAACUUCCAUGCGUACCUAUUUGAAGCGCACUGCCGAAUCACACAAUGUAAGACAGCCUGUUCAAAAUGGGCGAAUACGUACAAAUAUCAAAAGUGGCCACCGAAGAAUCUACGCGCUCAACAAGCGCAUACACUGGAGAUGGUGAAACAGUUUUUCAACGAAUUCAGUUUAGGUACAUUGACGGAAAAUUUGCAAGCGUACGAAAGUGCAAAUGCCACAAUGAGCACAAGAAAUGUAAUGGAAAAAACACAACCCGAUAGCUUACAGUCGAUUGGUGAGUCCAGUGGGUAUGAGUCUUUCAAGUGGCGGCCGGUCGAUGAAGAUGGCGGUGAGUGUAAUGACUCUGCGGCAAAUUCCACAAUGCAAACUGUCAGCUCUACUGCAGGCGAUGGUGAGUUGGAUGCGAGUGGGAGUAGUAGCGGAAAUGGCAAUAGUUUGGGUGCAACGCAAAAGCAUAAUAGAAGGGAAAUUUGGCGUGUAUCAAGUAAAAAUAGUGAAUUGCUGUUAACAGACUUGGAUUUUUCUGAGGAUCUGUUCGCGCAAGGGACAGUUAGCUUAGGUCCCUUCAUGAGCGCAAUUUGGGGUAAACUGCAAACGUUCACCAGCAAUACAUUAUACGUAAAUUUGCAUCUUACCGGUUUGAUAACGCGUCUCUCCUGCUACCCACUACCACUUGUGCACUCAAUUCUACUGCGUCCAGAUAUAGUGAUCACCUCGGAUACCCCAUCAUUUCAUCAAAUGCUACGCAUACUUAAACAACAAAUCGAUGCGGAAUUACCCAUGUGUGAAGAUUCACUAGAAAUUGUCGAUGUCGCACGCUCUUAUCUCAUUGAUCGUGAGUUUCGUUUAAUAAACGCACGUAAGGUGGGUGACAAUUCGCCUGUACAUGUAGCGAAAAGUACGCUGCCAGUACAGCAUCAGCAGCAGCAACGACUCGGCCAACAAACGGCAUUCGCAAACAUAUCGUCCGCUUCGCCUGUGCAGGUGACGCCAUCUUCAUCGUAUGAUCCCUUCAAGCGUAAUGAUAAUAAACGCAAAAGUAUCAGCAAAUCUAUAACGAGUAUGUUUAGUCGCAAAAACAGCGCUUCAUCUGGCUUAUCACAAAUUUACGCAUUCUUCACCGGUGGCUCCACGUCAUCACCGUUCUCUUCUGGCAGUGGCAUCGGAGCAACAACGCAACAACAAAGCACGCGUGAAACAAGUUUAACAAAUAUGCCCGCCAAUACAGCAUCCGCUGAACAAUCUAGUGCAGCCGCAACAACGCACAGUAGCCCAGCUCCGCCGUCCAGUUCAUACGCUUCAAGCGGCACGCACAAUACCACAUACGCCCAGCACACCAAUACUAGUGGUACAAAUACACAGCUUGUAGCGAAUAGUAGUGGCACCACAUUGGGUGGCUCCGGUUCCGAACCUGUCUCAUUGGACUCACUCUCAUCCAUGGGUGCUUUGGCUAAUAGUAGCGGCACAGAACGCACCAGAGAUUUGGCGCUAUGUGCUGUACUACUCGACGAAUGGCUAAAGGAAUUAGCUGCGAUUGCCCAAGAGCAAAGUGUAGUUUUGAUUGGUGAAAAUAUUUGAUGGUUGUGUAAACGGCGUCGCGAUCGAAGUGGGGUAUGUUGUUGACUGGAAGUAUUUGUCCCUUCUAAAUUUAUAUUUACAAAAAUAUAUGAAUGUAAAUACGUAUAUACACACAUACAAUAUUAUAAGUAAUCAAACGAUUGUACGGUACGUAUGUAUAAUAAUAAAACUGUAUCCUUAAGAAAAAAAAUGCUGUAAAUGGUUGAAAAGAGAACAAAUGCCAAUUAACAAAUUAUGAUAUAUUACAAAAGAAAAUUAUACUAAAUUAGUCGAAAAGCAAUUUCCAGUUACAUUGUACCUUAAUUGUAUAAUUUAUUAUUAUCUGUAUCCCUAUUUUAUAUAUAAAAAUACAUAUUAAAAAUGAUAAAAGGUAAUUGUAAGUUUUAGCCACACAAACAAUUUUUACACAAAAAGUUAAUGAUGCUUUCAAAAAGAAUUGCUGAGAUUCUCCGCUUGCGUAGAUGCAAAGUAUUUUAUUUUUAUAUUCCACUAUUUUAAUACAUAUUUGUUAUAAUUUCGAUUGAAUAUAUUUAAAGUGCUUCUAUUGCAUAGCACCUCGAUGUCAAGAAGAUCAAAGAAAUAGUAUUUUUUAUUUAUUAUUUUGUAUUUUUAUAUAGAAUAAUAAAUUUAGGCCCAAAAGAAAAUUUAUGAUGACAAAAGCGAACAAAGCAGAAAGUGCCUCAUGACUCCUCCGUGUGUACUUUUUCUACUCAUGCUAAAAAACAUUAAAAAAACAAUAAUAAAUAUGCUUAUAAACAAUGCUGAAGAUGAAAAGUGUUUUCAACAUAAAAAUAAUGUGGUAUUUUUUGAAAUCAAUGCUUAUACAAAGGAAAUAAAAAAAUAAUAAGACAUUUAUAUGUAAUAUAAAGAAAUAUUUAUGUGUAUUAGAAAUGCACUUUAUUGUAAAUCCAUACGAAAUAUGUAGUAUCAACCUUACAAUCCCAGAAUUAAGCCAGAUCUAUGUAAUACAGUUAAUCAUGAUUUUACAGAUUGUAUAUAUAUAUAUUAUUACGUGAAAGCUAGAUAUUCUCGAUUAUUUUGAAUAUGCAUGUAAAAAAUGUUUAAAAAAUUAAUAAGAUUACACCAAUUUACUAAUAAAAUUCGAAAUAAGCAAAUAGUAUGAACCCUGAUCCAA